GUUGAGGGGUACGGGAGUGCUGCUGUUUCAGAGGCGCGUGAGGGAGGAUGGAGGCGGAAACCCCGAAGGAACUGAAGCGUCUGCGGCAGAAGCUGGAGGGGCACCGGGAGAACCUCGUCUCGACAGCGGUGAGGGAGCCAGGGCUGCGGAAGAGGCAGGUGACGGUGGGGAGGACCCCUCUGGGCGAGUGCCUGAGGCAGCCCAGGGAGGCCCCCGAGGGCGUUCAGGAGGGCCUCAAGCUCAUAGACGGGGUCGAGCUCCUGAGGGAGAAGGCAGCCCAGAAGAAGAAGAAGAAGGAAUCCCUGAGGCUGGAGGCAGCCAAUCAGGAUGGAGGUGGAAGCAACAACAAGACCGUCCCUGCAAGGCAAAGAGAGGGCCUGACAGCUGGCCCUCAGGAGGAGAACCAGCAGCCCCAGCCCCCAGCCCUGGCUCCUGAGGAGACCCCUCCAGAAGGAAAGGACAGAGAUGCCUCAGAUCUACAAAAGAGAUCUACACAACAGCCUGACCUCGGAGGAGAGGAUCAAGACCCUGGUGAUGAUGCAGGUGACCAAGGCAGCGGAGAUGACAGCAAUGGAGAUGGCAGUGAGUGCAGCAGUGAUGACAAGGAGGCCUCAGAUCCACAAAAGAGUGGGGCAGCGGAGGCAGACCCACAGCCUGGUGCUAGAGGAGAGGCACAGGACUCUAGUGACGAAGAGGUUGAAGAGAGCAGUGAAGAUGUUUGCAGUGAUGAAGAUGAUGACAGUGAGGAUAGCAGUGACGAAGAGGGUGAAGAGAGCAGUGAAGAUGCUUGCAGUGAUGCAGAUGACAACAGUAAGGAUAGCAGUGACGUGGAUGACUAUGAGGAAGACAAAGACAAGGGUGCCAGGUGUGAUGCUCUCUGGGCAGAUAUGGGUGAACUGGAGCAGAAGGUGGACAUAAUGCAGCAUGUCUCACAGGAGGAAGUGGAUGCCUUGAAUGUAAAGGUGGGCCACAUUCUUGGCAAGGGCAGGGUCAUUGAGCGGAAGGUGAAAUGUGACCUAAAGAAGAAAGUGAUUCACUUGUGGUCUGCUGUGUGGGAAACCCCAUUGCAGGCAGUGACUGCCCUACAGGAAACUUUGAACAGAUUUUUGCCAGCGAAGUUGACUGCAUUAAAAAAGGAGUCUGAUUGCCUGAGGGGUUUUCUGCAGGCUAUCCAAAGCCAUGGCACAGUGGAGAAGAUGGCAGACUUCUCAGUCGUGCAUCACUUGCAGAAUGCCCUGCAGGAUUUUCCAGUGAUAAAGAUGGGGGCUCCAUAUGAUGUCCCACUGAAGGAGGAGGAUGCCAUAAAGCAGGGAAUGGAUACCUGGUACUCUGCACUGCUGCAUGUCCUACUGAAGCAGGGACAGGGGAAGGCAGAUGCUUUGCAGGAGAAGGUGGAUGCUGUGCAGAAUAUCUCUCUGAAGCAGGUAGCUAUAUUAAAGGUGAAGAUUGGUGCUGUACAGAAGCAGAUGGGCGCCCUUUCAAAAAUCCCUCUGAAGGAGAUGAUGAUCCUGAUAGCAACGGUGCAUGAGCUGUCCUGUGCCUUUGGCUCCUCAAAAGAAUGGAACACUCUAUGGAACAAGGCGCAUGACCAGGUAUUUACCCUGAAGACUCACAAGGGGGAUGCCUUACAGGAACUGCAUCCUCUGUGGAAGAAACUGGAUGCCUUGCAGGAGGCCCUUUGUUGUAGUCCCAUUAAAAAAUUGGAGAUACUUAAAGAGAAAGCAAAGGUGUUGCUUAGGAAGGUGGGCGCUCUGCAAGGUAACCUAUUGAACCCCCUGAAAAAAGAACUGCAACUGCUGGAGGACAAGUUGCGUUCCCUGAGGGAUACUUCCUUGGAGGAGCUGCAAGAAACACUAGAUUGGAUGCAGUAUUGUCGGGAUUACCCAUUGGAGGAGGAGGAGGUGGGUACCCUGCAAAAGAAGAUGGGUGCCCUGCAGAAGAAGGUUGGUGCAUGGCAGAAGACAAAUGCCCCCCUAAAGGAGGCUGAAGGAGUGAUGGAAACGGAGGGAAGUAGCUUCUCAGAGACAUUGAAAGCUCCAGAGGCAGGGACUAAACAAAAUGCAGGUGCCAGAAGGAUUACAGACCAGCCAGCUAACAUUGUGGCCAAAAUGGCUGUUUCAUCUUCGUUUGAGACAGCAAAUUUCUUAGAAAAUGCUGGCCGAAGUUCUAGAAGUACUGGAAACCUCAGGGGCUCUGUGUCAGCGUCUGUGCCACCUUCAAGUACUGGGGUGAGGAAAAUGUGGCAUGGGGAGAUCACCCUGGAAGAGCGCCAUCAACUAGUUCACAAAUUUGCAGAAAACAUCUCUCCAGGUAAUGAUUCAACAGCAGCAAGGGAGAAACUGACAGCUUACACCAAGCAAAUAGAAGAGGAUAUGUUUGAACUGGCUAAUAGUAAGAUGGAGUAUCACCAAUUAAUGGCAGAAAAACUUGAUGCAAUUCAAAAGAAUUUGGACCGAAGUUUAAGGUCUUCUUUACCUAACCAAGGCAUCUCAAGUAAUGACUUACAGGCCUCUCGGACACAUCCUGGUGCCAUUUCUCCAGUGGCGGUAACCACAGGACAAGCACAGACAUUGAUACUGCCCACUGGAAAGAGGCCUUUUUCGGGGGUUGAGGCAGCAGAAAAAACAAGUGUAGCCCUGCAGAUACCAGAGACCACAAACCUCAAUAGAUCCAAAACACAGGACCCACAACAGCCAGAGGAAGCCAUGUCUGCAAAGAGUUCUGAGGACAGUCUUGCUGACUGUGAACUGACUAUGACAGAAACAGAACCUCCACAUAAAAAACAGAAAAUGGACCCUGUUGAGAGGACCCAAGUGGCUCUUUUUGCUCAGGAACUGUAUGCUGCUCUGCAAAAGUAUAUAAAAUACGUUACUGUUACUAUAACCCAAAAUACGGAGAAAGUCGGUGAUCUGAUUGGCAGGUUAUAUGGGUCCCCAAACCAGGCCAGUGCCUUAAAAGAUACAGAAGAUGCAAAAGCCUUACUUCUACCUUGAAAAAAGCAUUGGCACUUUUAAAAUGCUUCUUGGAGGAUUCCUGAGGUAAAUCUUUGCUUUGAAAGGGUUUUGGAAUAGGGCCAUUCAUUUAACAAAGAAAACAAGGGGGUGAAAAAAGUUCAAUAGUAUAGUGUCUAGAUCUCCCAGAACCCUCAGCCAUGUUGGCCAAUAGUCUGGAUUCUGGGCGCUAAAGUCCAAAAUUCCUGAAAGAGCACAGUUUGGGGACCACUGAUCUAGACACUAUACUAUUGAUGCAGCCUAGAACUGCAUUGACUUUUUUUUAGAUGCCCUAUCACACUGUUGACUUGUUCAGCGUGUACUCUACUAAGAUGCCUAGAUCCUUUCACAUGUACCGUUGUCAAGCCAAGUGUCACCCAUCUAAUAUGUGUGCGUUUCAUUUUUUUCUGCCUAAAUGUAGCACCUUACAUUUCUCUUGGUUGAAAUUCAUUUUGUUAGUUUUGGCUUAGCAUUCUAAACUGUCAGGGUCAUUUGGAAUUCUGAUCCUGUCCCCUGAGAUGUUGGCUUUGUUUGUUGUUGUUUGUGUUCAAGUUGUUUCUGAGCUAUGAAGACUGUAAGGCAGGGUUUCUUGGGGCCAAGAGCGUGUGACUAACCCAAGGUUACUCAAUGGGUUUUCAUGGCUGAGUGGGGAAGGCCCUACAGAAAUCAAUAUAUGCUACACCCACAGCAUUCUCUUCAUCUAACAAACUACGAUCUACAAGUGUUUUAAACACUUAUAUAAAAACGGGAUCUAUGUUGAGUUCAACUUUUGGUCUAACAAGAAGCGAAAAUUUUGGCUCAGUUGUUCUAUUGUUAUUCUCCUUAAAAUGGUUCUUAAAAGAGUCCACAUUUUAUAUUUUACAGAAAGAAAUAUAUAUUUUCAUAGAAAUGAAAACAAUGUUUCAUGUACAGAAAACCACAAAGUUAAUUACAAUAUUUUUACUAAAAAUGGUCAAAUAUUGUCCUGAUACUUAGUUUUCCAAAGCAUUAAAAAUAAAGGUUAU
Molecule: messenger RNA, 3994 nt
Organism: Sceloporus undulatus (fence lizard)
Lineage: Eukaryota; Metazoa; Chordata; Lepidosauria; Squamata; Phrynosomatidae
Exons: 6
Coding region: 48-2993 (981 amino acids)
Biological process (GO): regulation of DNA-templated transcription
Molecular function (GO): transcription coregulator activity
Source: RefSeq, a predicted model, not a curated record